AUGGCCGAGCCCAUUCGGAACAAGCGACCCGACGUGACGGCGCCCACGCCGCAGAACACGCCGGCCUCCAAUGCCCCCAUCUCCUCUCACGCCCAGCAGCCUGGCGUUGCCAGCAUCAAAGAAGAGGACAUGGAUCGAGCCGCCGCCGCCUCCAUCUUUGCCCAGAACCCCAAGCUCGUUCAGAUGAUCCAGGGCCGACUUGGCUCUCUCAUCGGCCGCUCCUCCGGCUACAUCGAGUCUCUCCCCACCCCAGUCCGUCGCCGCGUCGCCGGCCUGAGAGCAAUUCAGAAGGAGCACUCCAAGCUCGAAGCCGACUUCCAGGAAGAGGUUCUCCAGCUCGAGAAGAAGUACUUCGCCAAGUUUACUCCCCUGUACGAGAAGCGCGCCGACAUCGUCAACGGCAAGGCCGAGCCCACCGAAGAGGAGGUCAAGGCUGGCGACGACGAGGAGCAGUCGCUCCUGACUGAAGAGGACGCCUCGGCCGAGAGCGCCUCCAAGCAGCCCGACACUCCCGAGAAUGUGACGGGUAUUCCCGAAUUCUGGCUAUCGGCCAUGAAGAACCAGGUCACGCUUGCCGAGAUGAUCACCGACCGCGACGAAGCUGCCCUCAAGCACCUGGUCGAUGUUCGCAUGGAGUACCUCGACAAGCCCGGAUUCCGCCUCAUCUUCGAGUUCAGCACCAACGAGUUCUUCUCCAACAAGACCAUCACCAAGACCUACUACUACCAGAACGAGAGUGGCUACGGCGGCGACUUCAUCUACGACCACGCCGAGGGUGACAAGAUCGAGUGGUUUGCAGGCAAGGAUUUGACUGUCCGGAUCGAGGCCAAGAAGCAGAGGAAUAAGACUACCAAGCAAACCCGCAUCGUUAAGAAGACGGUCCCCACUGAGUCAUUCUUCAACUUCUUCUCGCCUCCGAAGCCGCCAUCCGACGAGGAGGAGGAGGAGGACGACGACGCUGGCUCGGACAUUGAGGAGCGUCUCGAACUGGACUACCAGCUCGGCGAGGACAUCAAGGAGAAGCUCAUCCCCCGUGCCAUCGACUGGUUCACCGGUGAAGCUCUGGCCUUUGAGGAGCUUGACGACGAUGAACUCGAGGCGGGCGAGUUCGACGACGAUGAGGAUGAUGACGAGGACGACCUGAGCGAGGAUCACGAUGAGGAAGAGGAGUCCGACGACGACGAUGACUCGGGCAAGCCCAAGCAGGAGGCCGCCGAAUGCAAGCAGAGCUAA
Messenger RNA from Purpureocillium lilacinum, 1233 nucleotides. RefSeq lists its product as uncharacterized. The record is from RefSeq and is a predicted model, not a curated record. Gene Ontology annotation, cellular component: nucleus; chromatin. Gene Ontology annotation, molecular function: chromatin binding; histone binding. NCBI's taxonomy places the organism in Eukaryota, Fungi, Ascomycota, Sordariomycetes, Hypocreales, Ophiocordycipitaceae. Gene Ontology annotation, biological process: nucleosome assembly.